AUGCAUAAUUCACUACAAUAAAAUAUUAAUUACAAUUCAAAAGAAAAAGAAUAGAAACCUUUAGCAAGUGGAAAAGCUUAACUGUUACAGAGCAGUGAGCAGCCUUUGAAGCCCAUUUCCAUACCCAGCACCAUAAACACUCCCCCUGCUCCUCCUCCUCCUUUCUCCAUAGAUGUCUGCCUGCUAAAUUCUUGAUACAAUACAGCACUCAAACAUCUGUUGAUUCCCCAAAUCCUUUCCACAAUCGAUGAAGAUUUUCAUCUCUCUCACAAAAUUUUCCCAAUAAUCGAGAAAAAUGCUACUGUUUCUUUGUCCAGAUUCAUCAUCCAUGGCCACCGUUUAAACGUUUUCUACUAAAUUCCUACCACUUGUUGUUCCUCCAUUUCGAGAAGGAGCUUCAGAUUUGGAUCUCUCAAACGAAUCGCAUUGAAAACGAAGACAUGGUGGAUUUUGUCGUCUUUUUGAAGAAUGUUCUAGUAGUAUCUCUGGCAAUGAAUAUUGGUUUGAUUUGGAAAAUAAGCUAUAACAAUGAAGAAACCCUAUCUUCCAAAUGGAGUAGCUGGGGAAAUCUACAGCAGAAGCUUCAUUUUCAUGCCUUUGGUUGUAAUGGCGACAGAAGAGAAGAAGAGGAGGCGCAGAUUAGCAAGAACACGCAGCUACUGUCAACGACGUCGUCUGCUUCUGCUUCUGCUCCUGCUCCUCCUGAGAUUCCAGAUGGCGGGGAGAGUGUUGUCAUCAAUCUCGACCAUGGCGACCCAACGAUGUAUGAGAGCUUUUGGAAGCAAAAAGGCAAAGAGAUAACGGUUGUGACUUCAGGUUGGCAGCACAUAAGUUAUUUUUCGGAUGUAAAAAACGUUUGCUGGUUUUUGGAGCCACAGCUUGUGAGUGCAAUCAGGAGGUUGCACAAAGUGGUUGGCAACGCGAUCACCGAGGGUCGACAUAUUGUUGUGGGAACGGGUUCUUCACAACUUUAUCAGGCUGCGCUUUACGCGCUCUCACCUCCCAACGCUCCACAGCCUAUGAAUGUGGUGUCUGCUGCUCCAUUCUACUCGUCGUAUCCAUUGAUGACCGACUACCUGAAAUCAGGGCUACACAAAUGGGCAGGUGAUGCAAAUGAGUUUAAUAAAGAAGAGCCCUACAUUGAGCUCGUGACUUCUCCUAACAAUCCUGAUGGAUUUACCAAGCAAGCUGUAGUAAAAGGAGACAAAGGGAUUUUGAUUCAUGAUCUUGCUUACUACUGGCCACAAUAUACACCGAUUAUAUUACCUGCAGACUAUGAUAUUAUGCUCUUCACCGUGUCCAAAAGUACUGGCCAUGCUGGUACGCGAAUCGGCUGGGCUCUUGUUAAAGAUAGAGAAGUUGCUAAGAAAAUGACGACAUUUAUAGAGAUCAACACCAUCGGUGUGUCUAAAGAUUCACAGAUCCGAGCAGCAAAGAUAUUGCAAGCCGUAUCUGAUAGUUGUGAUCAUGCCAACCAGAAAGAAGCAGCUGAAAGCUUCUUCGACUAUAGCUAUAAGCACAUGGAAGAAAGAUGGAAGAAACUUAGAGAAGCGGUGAAUAAGACACAACUUUUCAGCUUACCCAGUUUUUCAAUGGAGACAUGUUGUUUCAGUGGCCGGACUUUUGGACAGCUGCCUGCGUUUGCUUGGUUAAAGUGCGAAGGAGGAGAAGUGGGUGAUUGUGAAAGCUUCCUGCGGAAACAUAAGAUAUACACGAGAGGUGGGAAGCAUUUUGGGGCGAGCUCGGAAUACACGAGGAUCAGCAUGCUGAGUCGAGAUAGCGAAUUUAAGCUCUUCACCGAGAGGCUGCCUGCAAUUGUGUCUUGAAAGUCAAAAUUUUUGUUUUACAAGAUAAUGGUUAGCCAUAGGCCUGUGUAAAAAAAGAUGUUUCCUUUUGUCUUGGUGAUGUUAUAUGUAUAUGAAUCUUUGGGUC
Messenger RNA from Cynara cardunculus var. scolymus (artichoke), 1932 nucleotides. Its product is annotated as tryptophan aminotransferase-related protein 2. Lineage: Eukaryota; Viridiplantae; Streptophyta; Magnoliopsida; Asterales; Asteraceae. Gene Ontology annotation, molecular function: transaminase activity; carbon-sulfur lyase activity. The record is from RefSeq and is a predicted model, not a curated record. Gene Ontology annotation, biological process: amino acid metabolic process. The transcript has 5 exons. Bases 441 to 1826 code for a protein of 461 amino acids.